AGCGCGAUGCACUUCUAACCUCGCUUGCAAUGGCCGCGCGGGCGCAGAUGUGGGCCUCGCGGGAGCAGUUCCUGGCUUCUGCUGCAGACGCUCUGCAUUCCAAGGACUCUGCCUGCCCCUGGGAGGAGGAGAAGCCCAGAUAUCUGGGACCAGUGACAUUCGAGGAUGUGGCUGUGGUUUUCACUGAGGCAGAGUGGAAGAGACUGAGCCCUGAGCAGAGGAACCUAUACAAAGAAGUGAUGCUGGAGAAUUUCAGGAAUCUAGUCUCGUUGGCAGAAUCAGUGCCAGAAGUCCAUCCCUGGCCCUCCUGCCCUCCAGCCUUUGGCAGUCAGCAAUUCCUCAACCAAGAUGAGCUCCACAGCUAUCCUAUUCCAGGUUUACGUGCAGGAAGUCAACUCCAUCCAGAGGAUCCCUGCCCAGAUGAUCAUUAUCAGCAACAACGUUCUGAUAAAAACCACUUGGGUGCUGAGGCAGAAGAUCGAGGAAUAGAAAGAGGUGCUAAACCCUUGUUUUGGAGUAUACAUGAGAGGGGGACUUCAGUGGUUUUCUCUAGCCCACUCCAGGGACCACCAGUAAGCUCUCAGGGAGGAAGCAGAAUAUUGGAGAUACAACUCAGUCCAGCCCAGAAGGAAAGCUCUGAGGAAGCAGACAAAGUUCCUGAGAGGGUAGAAAUCUCAGGAUUUGGAGCAGUCAGAUUUGGAGAAUAUGGACUAGAUUUUAGCCAGAAGUCAAACCUGUUCAGACACAAGGCAGUCACAGGGGGAAAAUCUGUGUGCAGGGAGUGUGGGCGAGGCUUUAGCAGGAAGUCACAUCUCAUCAGACAUCAGAGAACACACACAGGGGAAAAGCCUUAUAUCUGUGGGGAGUGUGGGCGAGGCUUCAUAGAUAAGUCAACCCUCCACAACCACCAGAGUAUACACUCAGGAGAGAAGCCUUAUGUGUGCAGGGAGUGUGGGCGAGGCUUUAGCCGCAAGUCACACCUCAUCAGACACCAGAGGACACACACAAGGGAGAAGCCGUUUAUGUGCACGGUGUGUGGGCGAGGAGUUAGUGAAAAGUCAGACCUCAUCAUGCACCAGAGGAUUCACACAGGGGAUAAGCCUUAUGUGUGCAGGACCUGUGGGCGAGGCUUUAGGGUGAGAUCACACCUCAUCACACACCAGAGGAUACAUUCAGGUGAGAAGCCUUUUGUUUGCAGGGAGUGUGGACGAAGCUUUAGUGAUAAAUCAGCCCUCCUCAGACACCAGAAGAUACACUCAGGGGAGAAGCCUUAUGCGUGUGGGGAGUGUGGGCAAAGAUUUAGCCAGAAGUCUUCCCUCAACUCACAUCAGAGAACACACUCAGGGGAGAAGCCCUUUGUGUGUGGGGAGUGUGGGCAAAGAUUUAGCCAGAAGUUUUCCCUCAGCUCACAUCAGAGAACACACUCAGGGGAGAAGCCUUAUGCAUGUGGGGAGUGUGGGCAAAGAUUUAGCCUGAAAUCUUCCCUCAACUCACAUCAGAGAACACACUCAGGGGAGAAGCCUUAUGCAUGUGGGGAGUGUGGGCAAAGAUUUAGCCUGAAAUCUUCCCUCAACUCACAUCAGAGAACACACUCAGGGGAGAAGCCUUAUGCGUGUGGGGAGUGUGGGCAAAGGUUUCGCCAGAAGUCUUCCCUCAGCUCACAUCAGAGAACACACUCAGGGGAGAAGCCUUAUGCAUGUGGGGAGUGUGGGCAAAGAUUUAGCCAGAAAUCUUCCCUCAACUCACAUCAGAGAACACACUCAGGGGAGAAGCCUUAUGCAUGUGGGGAGUGUGGGCAAAGAUUUAGCCAGAAGUCUUCCCUCAACUCACAUCAGAGAACACACUCAGGGGAGAAGCCUUAUGCAUGCAUCGAGUGUGGGCGAGACUUUAGCCACAGGUCUACUCUCAGUGUACAUCAAAGGAUACACUCUGGGGAGAAGCCUUAUGCAUGCAGGGAGUGUGGGCGAGGCUUUAGCAGUAAGUCAGCACUCAUCAGACACCAGAGGACACACUCAGGGAAAAGCCUUAGGUGUAUAAGGAGUGAGCAUGUGAUUUUAGCAAGUCAAGCAUCAGCCAUGCCAGGGGACACACCCAGGGAAGAAGCCUUGUUUAUGAGGUAGUGUGAGCAAAGAUUUAGGUGGACAUCAUUCUUUAUCACAUGUCAGGGGACAUGGUCAGUCAGGGGAGGAGCCUUGUAUACAGGGAGUGAGGGUAAGGAGC
Molecule: messenger RNA, 2220 nt
Organism: Galeopterus variegatus (Sunda flying lemur)
Lineage: Eukaryota; Metazoa; Chordata; Mammalia; Dermoptera; Cynocephalidae
Gene: ZNF589
Product: zinc finger protein 589
Exons: 4
Coding region: 30-2120 (696 amino acids)
Biological process (GO): regulation of transcription by RNA polymerase II
Cellular component (GO): nucleus
Molecular function (GO): DNA-binding transcription activator activity, RNA polymerase II-specific; zinc ion binding; RNA polymerase II cis-regulatory region sequence-specific DNA binding
Source: RefSeq, a predicted model, not a curated record